Lymnaea stagnalis (great pond snail) is the source of this 14434-nucleotide messenger RNA. Lineage: Eukaryota; Metazoa; Mollusca; Gastropoda; Lymnaeidae. The record is from the annotation of a GenBank genome assembly.
GUUUGAUACGAAAUUUCUUGCAAGAUGGCAGCCAUCGAUGGCUUUGAUUCUUAUAGUUACUAUGAAAGCUUAGUGAAUAAUGUUAUUAAAAUUCAGGUAGUAAUAUUAUCCUACUAUUUGUUAAAUUAGCUAUAUAAAAUAAAAUUUAUUAUGGUUUUAAUUUAGUAAUUGUCAAAGUCAAUAUACAUCUAGGCUCAUGUCUACUAUGAUAAUGAAGAGUCAGGCCUAUCCUAAAAAAAGUGACCGAAUAAUAAUAAUAAUAUUAAUUUAUUAAUAUUCUAAUAUUGACAAGAUCAAUCAUUAAUACUGUAACUUAUACUUUUACUAAGUUUUACUAUAUUUAUUAUUUAUAUGUGGAUAGUCGGAUAGUGAUUACAGUACAACAAAAUCAAUUAUUAUUAUUUAUUAUCAAUAAUGUCAAUAUCAGUGAAUCAGUAUCAGCCAUUAAAAAAAAAAAAUUAAUUCUAAAUUAUUGAAUGAUCCUUCAAAUACUUCAAAUCAAUGUUCAAUGUCAAUAGGCUUCAAUUUCAUUAGGCAUUUAGGUAAGGUUCGGGAAACGCCGAAAACCGGACAUCAAGAUUUUUAUUGUCAAAAUGGUGACCUCCACUUCUUAAUUAAUUUAAGAUUAAGAGUGUCAUGGUUUAUUUAUUUUUUUUUUUUGUUGCCAAUUAUAUUAUAUCCCAGCAUAUAUAUAUAUGCAUUCUAUUUCCGCCCGCAUCUUAGAGUAUACAUAUUUUGUUUUUUAAUUUGACACUUUAGUUUCAAAGAAGAAUUUCAGUUUCAGUCUUUCAGGGCUUCACUUUGAAUACUUUGAAAAUUGAUGGCAUUGAUGGUAAGAAGAGUAAAAUAAUGUUAAAUUUACUCAUGCAUAUUUUUUUGGGAAUGCAUAUAUCGCUUAAAUGAAAGAUCCUAAUAGAUGGUGACAUAUAUUAGAAAAUAUACACCAUUUUUUAGGUUAGACCCAAGGGUGUGGUCAGAAAAUUAUCAGGAAUUUUUAGUCAAAUUCACAUGUCCCAAAACUUACCUAUUAAUAAACAAUAAUGAUUAUUGAUUUUGAUAAUGGCUGUUUCUAGGGACCUCAAUAUUGCCUGGAAAUACCAAAAAGAUGGGUAUCGUAAUUUCGUUGUCAAAAUGGCGAACCUCCCCUUUUUAAUUUACUGAGGGUAUCGUUUUUUUGCCUUAUACAAUCGAUUUUUAGCAUAAUAAUAAAUUCUACUUCCGCCAAUUAUUUAAAGCCGACAUCUUGCUUAAGAGUUAGUUUGAAUUUUUUUAUCAAGGUUAAAGCUUUGAAAAUUGAAGUUAAAAAUAGGUCAACUUCACUUAUCAAUAACUUUUUUUUAAAAAUGCGCUCCUUAAAAUACUCCGCUGUUUUAGUUUAUAGGUUCAUUUACAACUUAUAAAAAAUUCAUGAGGUUAGACCAUGGGUGGGCUUCAAAAACGAAUUUCCUAGAUGUAAUUUUUUAAGGCUAUGUAAUUUGGCAUCAUAGCCACCGUGCUUGUCUGCUUAUUGCCAAUUAUCAAUAGCAGCCGUGGGGUAAUUAAUAAUUCAUUAAAUUGGUUAUCUAGAAUAUAAAUGGGAAAUAUAACUAAUAAAUCAUUUUAUAUAAAUAAAAAAUGUUUUAUAACAUAAAUAAUUAUUAUUGGCUUAUGAAAUAUCAGUGGUUUUAAUUUUUGGGUUGGUUGCCAUGGGAUUGACAAGCUCUUUUCUUUGACUAAGAUAGGCUUAGUAAAAGUAUUAUAAUACUAAUUAUACUAUUAUAAAUGAUUUAAGGAGUGGGAUAAAUAGCUUUUAUUGCAACUAAUAUAUUUAUAUUAGUUUAUAUACAAAUAUAUAAUGGUAUAGUACCAUAGGCUAUAGGCCUAGUAUAAUAUAAUACAAAGUAUACUAUACCCAACCCAACUUAUUUGUAGGGCCUAUUAUAAUAAAUUAUAUGUACCGGUAAUGAUAUUUUAGGAUAUGUAAUAAUAUUUAAAUGAAUAUUGAGAUUCUUUAGUCAUGAACUAAGUAAACAUUUUAAAAAUAUUCAAUUACCUUUGGUAUUGAAAUAUCCUAUAUUUAAUCACAUAUCACAAUAUUCCACAAGAGAAUUAUUAUAUAAUCCUCAGUUUCUCAAAGAAAAAAAAAUCACUUUCUGGCGCAUUAAUCCAAGAAUUACUUAAGAUAUUACUGAAGAACAAUCAUAAAAACUUGUACUUACCUCAAGCAAAUGACUAGACCUUAUUUUAUUUUCUAUUAACAGCUAAAGUAAAAGUUGAUUCUAACAAUACAUGUUGAUUUGUAAAACAAGAUUACAAACUUAAAAUAAAUGACAUACUGAUUGUUUUGUCAUAAUUAUAUAGGAAUACUAUAUAAUAUACAUAUGUAGAAAAUGGUAAAAUAAAAAGUGUAAUCGUCAAUUUUAACUAAAUAAAACAAAUAAUCCCUUUAUUAUUUGUUUACACUUAUUAAUGUUAAACAAUUCCAUUGAAAAUUUGAAAUUAAUAUCUAAAGAAUAUUAUUAUUAUGAUUUUUGGGGAAAUUAAAAAAAACAUUUAAACAUAAUUAACUAUUACAAAUAAGUGAUGAUUCAGCAUAUUUAAACAUUUUUAAUAGGCAAAUAAUAAACUUGUUUUUUUUUAAUAUUUGCGGCAUAUUAACAAAAACUAAAUUUAUAUUUUUUGGCUUUAUUUAGAUGUUCUCUUAUUUAACUAUGUUCCCUGCAAAUGUUAUAUUUUGGUCUCAUUUUAUAACUAAGUUAUAGGCAUAAAAACAAAAGCAAAAUGAGGGUCACGAAAUGUGCAGGAAAACCCCAUAAUGAAAAAGUGGUUUUGAUUGAGGUCAAUACUAAAAAAAUUCAUAACUUUUCAACCACUUGAGCUAGAAAGUUGAUUUGUGUUUUUUGGAAUCCAUUCUCUGUAAUAAAUAAUCUGCCCCACCUAUCCGCACGCAUUUUUUAACAUUUAUCUUAUUAGAUGAAAAUACAGUAGAAAGCUUUAAAGAUCAUGGUUUUUUUGUUUUGUUUUUUUUUGUAAAAUAGGAUUUUGAUUAUCAUGCCAAUUCCAUUUUAUGAACUAGUUAGAAAAAAGUUUAUACUUUCUAAAUCAUCGAUUUAAAACUAAAUUCUAUUGAUUUUUUUUUUAAAAUGUGUUAAAGUAUAUUGAUGAGGCAAUUUUUAAUUUAUUUUAUAUGAUAAGAUAAGAUUCUAUUAUUGAUCCAAACAAAUGUAAAUGGUUUUUUUUAUUGCAUUGUACAUUUUCAGCAUAUAAAUAAAACAAUUUGAACACAAGAUAUCUACAUUAAAUUAUUUCACUAGUGAAAAAAAACAGCCAUUCAGUGAAUUUUCUUAGCCAUAUCAGGGACUUAGUAGUUCUCAUUAAGAUUGGUGACUUCAGGGGGGAGCACACUGGUAAAUUUAUUUAUUUAUUUAUUUAUUUAGGCAUUUUUAUAUAGAGCUUACCUUAAAGCUCUAAGCGCUUUACAAUUAUUAAAAACAUGUAAACUAAGUAAAAUAAAAAUGAGACACUAGGAUAGUAACUACUAUACUAUAGAAACAAUUAAAAUGGCUAUAAAACGAGGACACUUUGGCAGGUUGGGGACCAAAAGAGUUUGUAAAUUUCGGUCUUAGCCCUUAGAGAAAGAAUUCGUCCAGAACGGGCAGAUCCUAAGUAUCUGUGAUGAAAAGGGUGGGAUGUAUCAUCCAAAUAUCUUUAGUUUUACAAUAACAUCUUUCUUCAAAUAGUUCUUCAAGUGAAGGAUGUUUAGUUUGUGUUAUGUUCCUAGCUUUCUUGAUUAGUCGGUUUAUUUGGUAUUUAAUAUCAGACGAUGAAUUCCCACACCAACAGGUUAUAUUGAAAUUAAGUAUAUAUAAGUUAUAUUAGUUUGAAAUUCAAAAUAAAUAUUUCAAUCAAAUGAAUAUACUUUAUUUUUGAUCAAUUUCCCAUAGAUAAAAUCACACAUUAAUAAAUAUAUAAAAUAUAAUGUCUUUUGUAAACAUCACCUGUCUUCUUAACAUAAUUAUGCCGUUAUACAAGAUUUAUAAAAAAAUGACUAGUUUUAUACAUCCUUAAAAUAUUUAGACCUUUCUACAAAACAUUUUUUUUUUAAAUCCUCUUUAUCAACUUCGCUUUUGUUCAUGUGUUUCUUAAUGGCUAGGUGGCAAAAUCUUCGGGUGGCUAGUUGAACCACUUCCUGUCAAGCUAUUGAGCUGAAAUUCGGCAUAAACACUCAUUGCAGAUGACAACAAAUGCUAUCAAAUUUUAAGCCCCCAACCUCAACUCCCAAAAAUCAUUUUUUUUUAUAAAGGAUUUAUACAAAAAAUUUUGUUUUAAAGGGUUUUAAAUUAUCUUUUUGAUUCUGUUAAAACUUAGAAAUAUUUGGAAAAUGUAUUUAAUUUAUCAUAUGUAUUUUUUUCCAUUGCGUUCAAUAUGUAAAACAAUAUUAGCUGUACUUUUUUAUUAUGUAAAUAGUUUUUAAUUAAAGAUAAAACUACACAACUAUUUAGUAAUUAGUUUUUUUAAUUACAUAAAUUUACAUUGAAAUUUGAUGUUUCAAAAAAUGACCUCAGCCCCAAAAAUAUCAGAGGCCCACACUAUGGCUCUGAUGUAAAUUGAAACCUAAAUUUUUAACUUGCAUCUCUCCCGUUGCUCUCUGAUUAAGUGUAGAAUGAUGCAAAACAAAUUUCAGAUAUGUGCUAAAAUCCAUUCUUGAAUGUCAAGUUUAUCCAAAAUUGCCUUGGGACUAAAAAGAUUUAAGGGGCAACACUAAGCUAGGGGAAAAAGCAUACCCUCAAUAGCAUCAUUUGGAAUGAAUUUAGUUCAUGUUGGGCUGGGGCGGAGUUAGAGAUGUACCUGAUAUUUAUUAUGGCAAAUUCUUGCGCUUCUCGCAUGAAGUUCGAAAUGACCCCUCUCAAAUUAUCUGAAAGAAACAACAAAUUCAAGUAUGCGCCGAAAUGCAUCCCUAAAUUUUGUAUUAAUCCAAAUAUGGGUGGGGAGGGGGUGGGGAACAACAGAUUUUUUGGCACCCUUAAUUUCCACUCCCUUUUUUUGUCACGCCAUUCAAAAUGAAAGUACGGGGUUGAAUCUAGGCUUGUGUCAACUGAUUACCAUGGGGCAUCCUGCAACCGGAGUCAAUUCAGUUUUUAAAUGGUACUGGGUAUGAUAAUGCCUCCCCCAGACGCUUGAAAAUGUUAUCCCCCGAUCUAACACUGAAUUCAGGUAAACUCCAAAAUUCACCUCUUGAAUUUGAAAUAAUCAUGGGGUGGUGAUCCCUAGACCCCUCCCUCCCUUUUUCACUCAAGAGUAAUAAGCGCCCUAAUUUCCCAUAAAAAUGACCCCUCUGCCGCCCAGGUGCCAUUGGUGCCUUCAAUUUUUGCUGUUAUUCUUGAUAAAAAUUAUCGCCAAUUUUGUUUCCGAUUAGAUGCUUUGCCUAGUGGUGUAGCUAGUAUUAGUUUGGCCAAGAUUUUUGUCUCCCUCUUUUUCAGGAUAAAAACACUGCAGCUAUCCAAAAAUGCCACUGGAUUUACUUCCAGUUAGUAAAGUGAUCAGAUUCAGACCACGCUCACAACACUACUGUUACAUUACAUACCUCAUCUGAAAUCAACAAUAAAAAAUAAAAGGAUUUUUUUUUUUAAUAACAAGGCCAAUAUAAACUUAAAACCCUGUGUAUGUUAAAACUCUCCCCGGAUUUGAAAAUACUCUAAUAUGUUAUGUAAUUUGAAUGCUACAGUCUAGUAUAUACCAGACCUGUUUACUCUUACGAUUUUGGCGUACAAUGUACAAUUUUGAGGUGUUUACACAAUAAAUAUACUGUAUGUUUAUUUUUUACUAUUAAGAAAAUGUAUUGAACGAUUUUGUGAUGAUAUUGUACGAUUUUAAGAGUUUGAGGGCAAACAGGUCUGAUAUACUAAAAGAAGGUUAUAAUGUCAAGGUUAGCAGCAUCGGCAUAGGGCAUAGACCAUUUGAUUUAAAAUAACAUUACCCGUUAUUUUUUUUUUUUUAAUUUGUCAAAUUAUUAAACAGCCGAGGCAUCUAAAAUAGGCCCUACUUGAAAAAGAUUUUGAAGUUUUAAAAAUUUCUACUUCUUACUGAUGGUUGAUAGUGUAAAAUAGAUUAAUUGAAAGGGGAGAUUUGUUAAAUGACAUUUAGUUUGGACUAUUAUUAUUAUUAAGGUAGUUUUAUAUGGGGCAGUACCCCAGCUAGAGACCAACCAAAAGUGAUUUUCUGAUUUCGGCCGAAGCCGAAAAUAGGCCGAAAGUUUAAAAAUGACUUUCGUCCGAAACAGAAAAAAGGCCGAAAGUUAAAAAUGACUACCGAGGCCGAAAAUGAAUUAUUUAGGUAUUUGAAAUUCGUUUCCGCAUACAUUCUGCAUACAUCGAAAAUGAUGGGGGAAAGUAUAAAUAUUUACAUUCUUUUUAUUAAAAAAAUGAGAUAAUCGUGAAUAUUAAUAAAUAAAGAUCUAAUAUAACAUCAUGUUGUUAAAUAUCGUUUAGUUUGUUUUUAAAGAUCGCUUAGUUUGUUGUUAAAGAUCGUUCAUUUUUUUUAUAAUGAUCGCUUUAUUUGCUCUUAAAAAAUCGGUUAAUUUGUUCAUAAAGAUCCCUUAGUUUGCUGUUAAAAAGCGUUUAUUUUGUUCUUUAAGAUCGCUUAGUUUGUUGUUAAAAAUCGUUUAUUUUGUUUUUAAGAUCGCUUAGUUUGUUCUUAAAGAUCGCUUAGUUUUUGUUUAAAGAUCUUUUAGUUUGUUAUUCAAGGUCAUUUAAUUUGAUUUUAAAAAAUCGUCAAGUUUUUUCUUAAAGAUCGCUUAGUUUGUGUUAUUAAAAGAUCGUUUAGUUUGUUCUUAAAGAUCAUUGAUUUUGUUCUUAAAUAUCGCUUAGUUGUUCAUAAAGAUAAUUCAGUUUGUUCUUAUAGAUCAUGUCACAGAACGGUUGUUACGGAGGAGGGCUCCGGUCCUGACUUACCACGAACUGUGUUGACUAAGUAGUGGUCAGUACAGGACCGCUCCUCUCUGUGAUUUAUAUGGUGGGUGUCUAGGCGUUGAGACAGACAAAAGCACAACGUAGACUUGGACGAAAUGCAACAACUCAAACUCCUGGUGUCCAACGAUAAUGAAAGUGUUUAUUUGUAAGAUAUAAGUUCUUCCAGUCAUCUGUCGUCUCCUGAUCACUAGCAACUAUUCCCUAACAACUGCUUGAUUCUAUCGUAGCUCUUUUCUCUCUCUUCCUCAACUACGUCGUACCUCUGUUCCCUCUUCCUCAACUGGGUUUAACUCCGUGAAAGCUCUGCCUUAUAUGUGAUUCUUUAACCCCAUAGGUGGUCCAGGAAUGCUAUCUAUAAACACACCCAUGCCCCCUAAUUUCCGGCCAAUUAGACCUUCCCAUUGUUAACCCAAAAACUAUCACGCGAAGUCUGGAAAACCCGAACAUACUAUUAUCCAAAGAAACAAUCCCCACUAUAUCAAGAUGUGAGAGUCUAUUAACCUUAACUUAACCCCAUUAACAGCAGUUUCCUUCCAUCCUAUAAGGUACCUUUGUGCGGCACCCACGCCCAUCGCUCCCUUCUCCAGCAUGGUCAUUUGUGACAGAUCAUUUAGUUUGUUUGUAUAGAUCUUUUAGUUUGAUAUUAAAAAUCGUUUAGUUUGUUCUUAAAGAUCGCAUAUUAUUUUGUAGAAGAUCUCUUAGAUUUUUGUAUUAUGAUCGCUUAGUUUGUUCUUAUAGAUAAUUGAUUUUGUUUCUUAAGAUCGAUUAGUUUGUUCUUAAAGAUCUUUUAGUUUAUUCCUAAAGAACAUUUUCUGUUAAAAAUCACUUAGUUUAUUCUUAUAAAUCAUUUAGUUUACUAUUAUAGUUAUAGAUCAUUUGUUUUGUUCUUAAAGAUUGUUAAGUUUGUUAUUAAAGAUCGUUAAGUUUGUUGUUAAAGAUCGUUUAGUUUGUUAUUAAAGAUCAUUUAGUUUGUUAUCAAAGAUCGCUUAGUUUGUUCUUAAAGAUUGCUUAGUUUGUUUUAAAGAUCGUUUAGUUUGUUCUUUAAGAUCGUUUAUUAAAGAUCCCUUAGCUUUUUAUUAAAGAUCCCUUAGAUUGUUCUUAAAGAUUGCUUAGUAUGUUUUAUAGAUCGUUUAGAUCUCAAAGAUCGCUUAAUUUGUUCUUAAAGAUCGCUUUAUUUGUUUUUAAGGAUCACUUUAUUUGUUUUUAAAGAUCGUUUUAGUUUGUUCUUAAAGAUCGAUUAAUUUGUUCUUAAAGAUCGUUUAGUUUGUUCUUAAAUGUCGCUUAGUUUGUUGUCAAAUAUUUCUUUCGCUGAGCAUUAGAUGACCGAAAACAUCAGUCACUUUUGGCCGGAUGGCCGAAAGUCUAAGUCAAUUUCGGCCGAAACUGAAAAAACACCUUAAGUUAACUUUUCUCUUUCGGCCGAAACCGAAAUUAAGCCGAAAGUUAUCUUUUAGUUUCGUCCGAAAUCGAAACUUGGCCGAAAGUGAUAAAAUGGUUACUUUCGGCGCCGAAGCCGAUAUUUGGUCCGUCUCUAACCCCAGCCUAGGGAUAGGCUCACUGCGCUUCUCAUAAAAAUUAGCAAUUACGGGUACAGAAAAUUAUAGAUAAAAACAAUUGGUAAAAACUUUGACCUCAUCCACACAACUACUAUCUACCCCUUUCUAGCUAUGGACAGCACCCAACAGCAUCGAGGGUUGUUUAUCAGUUAGAGGGUGUGAGAAUGAGUCAGUAUAGAACAGUUUGAAGAGAUUAGUUUUGGAGGCUGGGACUGGGAUGGAAAGUAUAUUGCGGAUGUGUAAUGGGAGAAAAUUCCAUUGUUUUGGGGCAUAGAAAGAUCGUUCAUCAUAUUUUACUGCGUGUUCUGGGAACAGAAAGAAUACGCGUGUCUGCUGAGGCAUGAAGCUGUCAAAGGGGUGAAUAGAUAGAAAGAAGUUCAGUAAGAUAGGAAGGGCAUGAACCAGAGAAGUGAGUGAAGUAGAGGAGUUACGUGAUCACGUUUCUUUGUCUUUAGGACUAACCUAGCAACUGAGUUUUGAACAUUCUGAAGUUUUUCUAUGAAAUGUUUUGGUGAACCUGACGGAAGAUAGUUACAAUAGUCAAGAGAGAACAAUGACAAUAGCACAGACUAGUGUUUUGUUGUGCUAUCCUUUUUGUUUUCAGUAAUGCUUUGAUUUUGUCCAGUUAUUAGCGAAUUACUUAUUUCAAACACUAAUAUACUUUACAAAUUUUUUUUUGUUUAAAUCUCAAUCUACGCAGGUCAUGUCAUGAGAAGGCUAAUCAUCAAUUAAUAUUUUUUGUCCGUUUUUAACACUAUUAUAGUUGAGCAUUAUUUUUUUAGUGCCGAAUAAAAAUUUAUUUUAACUAAUUUUUCUUAAUGAAUGCUCAUUAAUUUAGAUGUAUUAAAAAUAAUUAAAAAGAAUUCAAAAUAAUAAUUUGUAAAAAAAAAUUCUAUAAAAUCUGAUUUAUUUAGGCACUGUUACGAGGCCAUUUGGUGAGAAAACAGAUUUCACAGCUCCGUCACCUCUAUGAUGACAUUGUUCAAAACAUAGAUGGACAAGAGAUGGAAGUUAUUUGGACAAACAGUAUCUUAGUUCACCCUAUUGUUAGAAAAUGCCGGAAAACACAAAGAGUCUCAGCUACAUUACCUGUUAACAAAGUAAACGGCAUAAAUGAGGUCUUGGAAAACUUAGAAACUAUUACACAUGUAUCGGUUCCAGAAAAUAUUCAAAUACUUCCAGUUUUAAAAGGUCAAGACAGAUCUGAUCCUCAGAUCAGUCCAAAAAUUUUGCCCAGCGAUCCUGAGAAGUCAUCUUCCAAGCAAAAACGUAACUGUGUUUCCAUAGAAGUUCAGAUUGAUUCGUUUGAAUUGGAUGACUGUACAAGAAAAGCCUUUACAAAAGCUGAGCACAAAAUGGAAUCCACACAAAUGCAGUGUCAAAGUCUAACUGAAGUCCAGAACGUUUCUAUGGGGACUGCGCUGCAUGAUAAAAGUGGUGUUGAGAUGAGUAAAACAAAUUGUAGAUCUGUCAAUGAAUCUUGCUCUAAAUCAUUUGGUGGGUCACUGCCUGACUUGCCUUCAGCUCCUGAAGGCGAAACUAUCCCACUAAAUGAGGUGCAUAAUAAAGAGAUGCUUCCAUUUGAUGAAUUACCGAUUUUGGAUUCCCAUACUAGAGUGGAGGAAGAACAGGAGAAAGAAAGAAGGAAACGGAAAGGUUAGACUCAUUCUAAAAAUAGCAUUAUUAUGUGGAAUGGAAAUAAACAACAAAACAGUGAAUGAGAAUGUAUAGGCUGAAGAUCAAUCUCAAACACUAAAAACAAUGCAUCACGAUGCAAUGAAAAUUAUUAUUUGUUUUAAAGAAGUCAAAAAAGUAUACUAAAUACAUUAUACUACACAGCUUCCUUCAUUAAAUAAAUUAAGGUCCAUAUGGUAAAAAAGGAAAUAAGAUGUGUUGGGAAUAGCAAUGAACAAAUUAAAGUUAAAGGGUAGGCCUACAUGUAUUUACACUUUACAUUUUAUGGGCACCAAUCUCUAUAUGGCAUCGUAAAGAUGCAACUAUUCAAAUAGACAUCAUGGAUUUUGGUUAGUCACAAAUGCCAUCUUGUUACUAACUAUAUCCCUUUCUUGAAUAAAAUUAAUAUAUAAUAUAUUUAAUACAUCUUGUAGUAAACAUAGAAUUGAGAUUCAAUUAGCCAUUACGUAAUUUGAAGAAAAGAUUUUCAAUUUGUCUAGGCCAGACAUGUCAAACAUUAGGCCCUUUGCAAGCACAUCUGUGGCCCGUAAAAAAAGAUACUGUAUUUUGGUCAUUUACUCACUGUGCAUUUUUCACAGACAAAUGGCAUGAUUUUCUUUUUUCAGAAUGUUUUUAACUCUUUACCACCUUAACUUUUCAUCGAUUUCAAAAGCACAAAAAAAACAAAACACGAAUUCAGCUGUGAGGCAAGCAAGUUAAGACUUCUAAAAAGAUAAACUAACUUAAACUUAGUUACCGGGUAUAUUUUGUUUUGAUGAAUUUCAUUAGGUACAUUAAGAAUAGGUAAACAACUAAAUACAACAUUAAGUCUGUGUUUAUUUUAAUAUAUUAGGUGAAAUGACCUGCAGCCAGCGAUAGGUUAACUUGGUUAAAGGGGCUUAUGAAGCCUUUUGGGUUUGCUCACCAGGUCUAGACAAUGCUUUAAAUCCCCUUUAGACUAAUCUGAAGUUUUGUAUAAUAAUCUUUUUGCUUUUACUAAACUCAGUAUCAUUAGCAGACUCAGCAUUGUACAACCUUCCUGAAAGUAAAGAGGAUCUCCAGAACAUAAAGAACACGCUCGCUAUGGAGCUGCUGUGGGUACAGCAAGCCAUAAACAGCCGAAAACAUGUACGCUAUGUAAUGAUGGUUUCCACUUGAAUGAACACUUGCAUUAACCAAUCUUAAGAUAUGGCUUAAAGCAGGCCUGCACAACAUGCGGCCUGUUAAGUAACGGAAUAUUCUUUAUUAUUUUAUUAUCCUUAGUAAUAAUAAUAGCUUUCGCCCCUGUCACACAAGUUUUUCAUAAAGUAGGCCUAUUACAUUUUGAGUUGUGCAGGCCUGGCCUAAAGUCAUCUGUAUGACUAUAUGAAAAACAUUUUGUUUAGCAAAAGUUAAAUAAUUCAAUUUCAAAUUCAACGCAUAUAUUUAAGAGGAAUAUUUUUUUCAAAUUUUAAGAAAUGAAAACAUGCAUUCUUAAACUAUAUCAAUAUGAUCUUUGACCAACAGAAAAAAUAAGUUUUAUUUAAUUAUUAUUUGCAGUACUUGCAUUGAUUAAAUAUAUCCUUUUAACUUGCAGGUUCACUUAAACCAAAUUUUAAAAUAAAUCUGUAAAUUUUUGUGUUUUUAUCUCAAGUAUAUGCGUCUCAAGCAAGGGCUGCAAUAAAAGAAAAUUGGAAUGGUUAUCUUCAAUGAUUGCUGCAAAAACAGCUCAUCAUGGACCAAGGUCCAAUUAAUUGGGUUCGCAUAUUCGCAGAUUCUAAAGCUAAAACUAGAUCUCAUCCUAUGAUUUUCAUUUUGAUCUGACUAGAAAUGCAAGAUUGAUAGAUAUGCCUAUUCAAGCCAACUACAAUUAAGUAAAAAUGUGUCUGGGAAGAUAUUAAAACAAUAUACCUCAUUAACUUGAUCAUUUUUAUUUAUUCUUGAUUGAACUAAUGGUGUGAAGGAAAAAAAAAUUAUGGUCCAUCCAUUAAAAAAAGAUGAUAAAACGCCAUUGGAGAGGCUAUGAUUAUGAUAAAUCUGAAUGAUGUUAACCAGAUAGGUCAUUAAGUUUCAUUUGUUUUAACUGUUGCACACCAACCAUUCAUAGUAAAAAACUUUUUUAAGCAUGUAACAAUUAUGUUGGUUUCUUUUAAUUUUAAUAAAAAAUAUAUAUUAAUUAGUAAUUAGUAAACAAUUAAAAUUACAAUUAAUUCAUUUCAAUAGCAUUUUGUUGUCAAUGUUUUCCUGAUUAAGAUAAGAUUCAAAGAAAUGUUUUUUUUUAAUUACAUUUUAGAUAUUCAUUUUCAGCACCUACAUAAAUAUUACAAAGACAAACAUUUUUAAACUACAACAAUUUAACUUUAACAUAAUACAUCAAUAUUUCUCAAGAACUUCCCUAAUUUAUUGACAAUGUUGAUUUUAAAGAGGGAUUAUUUCGAUUUUCUUGGUGGGGGGGGGGCUGAUUAAUUGGGGAACAAACGAAUUUCUAUAUCUUUUGUUCCUUACUUUGAGGGUAAGAAUUCGCCCUGAUCAAGCUGAUCUUAGCUGUUUAUGAUGAAGAGGUUGGGAUGUAUCAGACAAAAUUUGUUUAGUUUUUGCAUCAAACUCAAACACUUGUUCAUGUCUAUUUUUGAUGAUAAGUGGUGAAUUCCCACACCAGCAAGUAAUUACAGAAGUUCAGUAGGUUUCCAAAGAUUGCAAUGCAGAAUUUGUUUGCUAGUGACAAUUUUGUGUCAUUUUUUAAGAAAGAAAUAUCUUUGGUUAACUUUUUUUUUUUUUAAUAUAGAGAAGAAUUAGGCAGUGUUCUUUCCGUGAUAGCUUAUCAUUAAGGGUGAUACUAGGAACUUGUAUGUCUCUACUUACACUAUACCGUGAUUUUUUUUAAAUUUUGAUUUUGCAUUAACAUGGCUAAUGCUUGCAUGAAAUCAUAAAACUUUUAAAUCCCUUUUAAUCAUGUCAUCAAAAUUUUUUAAAUUUCUUUGAGAAAUAUGUUUUUCCAUUAAAAUAUUUAUAUAUAUACUAUGGUCUAAUAGUGUUAAUUAAAAAAUGUUUUUAAAGAACUGAAAAACCAAUAUAAUAUAAACACUGUUCAUAAAUAAUAUUAAUAAUUAAAUUCAUACCAGUUGGCCUACCAUUACCAUAUUAUUAUAUAAAUGCAAAUGUUUUCAGUGUAACUCAAUGAAAAAACCUCAAACUCUAUAAAUAUUAAUAUAUUAAUAUAUGGAUGUUGUUUAGCUUUGAAAAGGGGUAAAUAGACUUUUUAACUUUUUAAAAGUCAUUAGUGCUAAAACAAAAAUUGUGUGCAUUUCAGCACUCUUAGGUAGUAUCAGAGCAAUCUUCUGAUCCAAACAAUGUACAGCUAUUGCACAUUUAAGACUUAGUAAAACUGACAUUGUUGGCUCAUGAAGUUAUAUGAUUUUAAAUUAUGUGGUACAAAGAGCACAUUUUCAGUGAGGAAUAUUUCAACUGGAAUUAUUUUAAUACUUGGGGGAAAUGCAUUUUAUUUCAUGCAAUAAUAUAAUUUUAAACGGAGCUGCUGUGCAGAUUUACUGCGGCACGGUUAUCCCAUAGCAUGACUUGUACGUAUCUAAUCCUGCUUCCACUCAGGUUUUCUUUUCUGGAUAAAUGCUUUAAUGCCUUCAUUCCCAUCAUCCAGAGUGAGAUUUGUCACCAUGAUUUGUUCUGCAAACCUGAGGAAAGAUUCCUUUUUAAAAAAGUUAUCUCAAUACACAAAAACAGAAUAGUUUGUGAAUAUUUGAAUUACCCUGGAAGACUAUGAUAGUUUCUUUAGUGGUCAUUAACAGGAUGGUUUGUGGAUACUUGAAUUACACUGGAAUACUGUGAGUUUGCUUAGAAUGUUAGUAACUAUAUAAGCUCUGUGACCAUUGAAGAUGUGUUAUAGAUUUUCAAUUUUUAUUUUAACAAAUUUGUAAAAAUUUAUAUAGGUGAGAAAUCUUAUAGAAAAAGAAAUGUUUCGACCAUGCAUGUGUAUGCAUACUGGUACAAACAUAUGAAGAGGCCAACAAUUAAGAACAUCAGAUCUUUAAAAAUGAUUUAAAGGAUAUAAUUUGUAAUUGCAUUCCUUAUGAAUAUUGUGAACACUGAUCAAUUCCAUGCAUUUUAACACAGAUGGGUUAAUAAAUUAAUGAAAUACUAGACAAAUAUUUUUUGAUUAAAAUGUUUGUAUUAGUAAUAUAUUAGUAGAGUCUAUGUGUAUUCAAUACUUUUCAACUUUAGUCACCAGAAAUCUUCAUGCUUUUUUUUUUUAAGGAGUGGAGC